Molecule: messenger RNA, 4564 nt
Organism: Dicentrarchus labrax (European seabass)
Lineage: Eukaryota; Metazoa; Chordata; Actinopteri; Moronidae
Gene: vps9d1
Product: VPS9 domain containing 1
Exons: 16
Coding region: 67-2211 (714 amino acids)
Biological process (GO): vesicle-mediated transport
Cellular component (GO): endocytic vesicle; cytosol
Molecular function (GO): small GTPase binding; guanyl-nucleotide exchange factor activity
Source: RefSeq, a predicted model, not a curated record
GGACUGAAAGAAGAAGAAGGAAGAGGAGAAGGGGGAAGAGAAGAAGAGGAGGAUCCGGGACUAACCAUGGCUACAGCUGACAGCGGGCCGAAGCCUCUUCAGAAUGCCAUGAAAAUGGCUAAAGUAGCAAUACAGCUGGACGGAGGGAACAAACACAAGGAAGCUUACUGUGAAUAUCUCCGGACUAUCAACUUCAUAUCACAUGCACUUUUGGAAGAAGUUGUGUCACAAAAGGAGAGGGAGAUAGUGGCGGUGGAGGUGGAGCGGAUGUUGAGGCUGGCUGAGCAGUGUCUGGAGCGAGCCAAGUCAUUUAUAGGGAAGAGCGCUGACCCCCCCGACCUCUCUGCCUCCGUCUCCGCUUCCUCUUCCUGUUCACCUGGCCAAUCAGAACCCCAUCAGACUCCUGCCCUCCCAGUCGCCACUGCUGCGAGCACUGUCCCUCCAUCUGAUAUUCCUGUUGACGCAGGGCGUAAAGCAACCAGCCCAACAAAGACCGGUCACCGCAGGGUAAUGUCAGAAGGUGGCGGGGAGCUCUCUCCUUUUCUGCCUCCUGAAAUCUUCCAGAGAAUACAAACAGUGGAGUCACAGGACACAAGCAAAAAGGAGCUGACACCCAUUGAAGAAGCAUCACGUUUAAACCAGAAGUUGAAAGCCAAUUAUGAAGCUCGUCUGGCAAGGCUCACACCUGGUCAGGCCUACCAGAAGACGUCUUUGACGCUCUCCCUCCAGCGGCAGAUGAUGGAGAAUCUCAUCAUAGCUAAAGCCAGACAGGAUGCUCUCCAGCGGAAGAUGGAGGAAAGAAGACUGAGACUGCAGGAAGAGGCCAACAGGCGAUUUGCAGCUUCUGGCGCAAUGACUGCAGAGGAGCAAGAGCAGCGUAUUCUCUAUACCAAUGUACUGGAAUACGAGCAAGACCAUGAUUGGCCCAAACUGUGGAAAGCCAACAUGAGGAAGAAUCUUGAUGACAUGACAUUAGUGUCAGGUCUAGUCUCCUACCUGCUCAGCCGGUCUGACCACCCAGUGGUGAAGCUCCUGAGGAAACACCAGUACCGGAUUUACAACAGGCUCUACCCCAUCGUCAGUAAAGGCCUCCCCCAGAGUCCCGCCUUGUCUCUGAGGCCUUCUCGUAGCACUCACAACCUUCUUCAUGCAGAGAUCCAGAGGAAGCCCACCAGGACUGUAGGCAGUAGCGUUGGUGGCCAGAGUUUCAGCGCCGACUCAUCCCCCUCACUCUCUCACGACCUCCACGCCAACUAUGAUGACGAGGAUGGGGACGAGCCUCACACACAGGUGACGGUGGAUCGUGAGAACUCGUUUGAAGACCUGGAGCAGUUCCUCACCCAGUUGGACUGGGCCCCGCCCCACGGCAGUGCAGAUGACACCGGCUCAGAUCUAGACACAACCUGUGAUCCCUUGAUGCAGCCGGAGCAGGAAGAAGGAAACAUCCAGGAGCUGGAGAUUAGAGCGUUGACGGAGCACCUGAAGGCCGUUGUCAAGGACAUCCAUAUUGCAAUUGAUCAGCUUCUGUCACUGUGUUUGCUGUCCUUUGAGUGUCUAAACACAGCCAACUCUAAAGACCUGUGCCUCGCCAGCAUAGAGGAGGCCUUCUUUACGCCCCUGUGGAGCGCCCUUGUGGCUCUUUUCAGGAAGGUCCACAGGGAAAGGGAGCAGGCCUUUGAGACAAGCAUGAAGCUGUACGGGGACAUCUCACCCGGAGAUGUCGGGGUUUCUUUGAAACUGUUCCCCCAGGACCCUGGCGCACUACAAGGGUCCUACCCCUACGAGUCUGCUGUUCAGGAGCUUAGGCUUCUCAUUAUAGACCGCUGUCCACAGAGGAAGUUGGAAUGUAUUGUUCGGACGUUACGGCUGAUCUGUGCCUGUGCUGAGGAUUACAGGUGUCUUCAUGAGGUGGACUCUACACCUAAAACAGCUGCCAUCGGUGCAGAUGACCUGUUGCCCAUCCUGUCCUUCGUGGCUCUGCGGUCCCAGUGUCCUCAGCUGGUAUCUGAAUGCGCUGCCUUGGAGGAGUUCAUUCAUGAAGGUUUAACCCAUGUCCCAUUUGCUAACCUGGGGGGGUUACUGCAGCCAGCCACCAGGGGCAGAUCGAGAUGUUUUGGCCUCACUAUUGGGGAGCUGUCAUGUCGUCCAUCUUUAUGUACAGUGAAUGGGUUGAACACAGACCAACAGUUUGGGAACGGCUCGUGGUCUUGAGUCAAGGUACUACAUCACACUAAGUGUCACUGCGUGUGAGUUCAGACCACACCCAAGACUCACUCCCGGCCAUAAAAACAGUGGGUUGUAAAAGCCAGCUGGUUAGAUUGGCAGUGGCAAAGGAAUGUCAGGAAAUUUGGGAUUUGGUUUUUCUUCUCUAUAAAAAUACAAAUAAAGUCCCACUUGAUGUUUAUGUAGUUCAGUGGGUUGGAAGGGUUCAAGUGAAGGGAGAGGUGGAACCAAGACGUGCCACAACGCUAUGAGAGGGUUGAUAUAUUAACAGCAGAUACGUUUAGCAGUUAGCUUCUUCAGCCGGUAGCUAAAGAUAUUUGUCCCUCAAAAACUCUAUAAAGUUGAAGCUGAGCCACCAGAGUAUAUCAGUGGGAAAACCAGAAAAUAUUUUCUCCCCCCAAAAACACUCCACUCUGGCAGUAUCAUAAAAAAAAGUGAGAACACACAGCAGAAUUACUAUACGCAUCCAUGUGCAGGAUGAGUCAUCAACCUUUUUUAAAAAAAUAAUUCUUCAGGAAAUGACUAAAUCUAAUUAUUGUUGGGCCGGAAUACCAGCCUGUAUAGAUGACGUACAGCGCAAGACAUAUAAGAUAAAAACACUUUUUCAACACUAAUUCAUGGGCACCUGAAAUCAUAAUCACUACAUAAGCAAGAAUCUUGUUUAAAGUUCAUAAACAACAUUUUUAGGUAUGAUUUAUGAAGAGUUUAGCAGUCAGAAACUCAGGACCUACUCACUCAGGACUGUGUGGGUGUGGUUUGAUCAACUAAACAACCCACCAACUGUCUUCAGAUUCUGAUUCAACGGUUGCUAAACCCUGAUUGGUGCAUCCACAAACCAGCAAGAAAAGCACAGCACAGAUAAAUCUCUGUAGUGCAAUAACAAAAACUGUUCUAACAUUGAUAGAAAACAGAACCUAUCACAGGUUUUCUGUUGGCUUGACAACAUUGCGUUUAGUUAACUUACCUGUUAAUUAAUGUUGGUGUGCUGGCCUGUUUUUACGGUUUGCAUCAGCAGUUUUGUUGCUGCUUCUCCAGGCUCGAAGAUGAUGUCAUGUCUGCAACGUGGUUUGACUCUGUAAUCCGCGUAUCUUUAAAUCCCGCAAUAUCCUUUCAGAAGCAAGGCAUUUUCAGACCGUGUUGCCUGCCAUAUGUUGUUUACUUGUGUAUUUUGUCCUUAAAAGUUUACAAAACGGUGUGUUCCUCCACUUAAAAUCUAACGUUGAUCUAAACUUGGUCCGGAGUCAUUAUGCGGUACUUUGUUUUGCAAAUUGACCAGAUUCUCUAUGCUGUUUCCGUGUGUGACUUCCUGCCAGUGCAAUCUGCUCUGUGCUGCUUGACUCGAGUGGGUUUGCGGCUUCCGUCAAAAAUAGACUAGCUUCGUAUUCUACACAGAGCAGAGAGGAGAGACACUUCUGGGACACUUGUUGUUGCUUGGUCCAUAAAUCAGAAAUAAAUCAGAAAUUGGUGAAAAAUACUGAUCAGUCCAAGGUGUUUUGACCAUUCAGUUUACUGUCAUAGAGGACUAAAGAAACAAAUAUAUUCACAUUUGAGAAGCUGAAAUCGGAUAAUUUGGACAUUUUUAUUUAUUAAGUAACUGAAUUGAUGAUCGUUGAAUAGUUGGGGAUUAAUUUAAUAGUUGACCGCUAAUCAGCCAAUCAUUGCGGCUCUAUAAUGGAAUACUCCAUAUAAUAAACAUUAAGGUAUUGUGCCAAGCUAACGCCACAUUAGCUACCUUUUUAUUGAUAAUUUACUGACCACAUUCAAGGGAUAAGCAUCUUCUUAUCUGCUUUCCUUUCUCAGCCUCUCACUCUCUGUGUCCGUCCGUGCAGCGUCCUGGCUGCAGUCUCUCUCGUGUCUUGCUCUCGUUAGUCAAAGGUCAGCCAGAGUUGACUUGCUCUCCAGCCCUGUUCUCUCUCUCUCUCUCGCUCUCUCUCGUCUGCUGUCUCUAAGCAAACCUCCUCCCUCAUCACUUGUUCUACUCACAUAUCAACCUUCCAUCCAUCACUCCCUUCGUUUCUUAAUGCUGCCCACCCUUUUAACGGCUCUCUUUAACGAUCUCUUUCACAAACUAAUGAGAUCAAGGUUGAGCAGAGAUGUUUAGUCCUUUAGUCACUACAGGAAAAAGCAGAUGUGGUUUCAGCAAAAUGAAUAAACUGGUGUUCUAUUAUGUGCUUAGAUGUUUGGGAUUUUUGUUUAGUUCUGUCAGAAUGAAGUUGUUUUUGUUUGUGUCCCUAUUUGACUUCUUAGUUUUCUUUAACAUCAAAAAGUUCAAAUUAACGGAAGAGAUCACCACCGUGUUUAUCAUGUUUUACUUACAGAUGUCUUGUUGCCAGCUAACAUU